GAGAGAGAGGCUUGAGGGGGGAAAGGAAAGCUUAAAUACCGGCCUUGUGGAACGCCAAGGGAGAGGCCGGCUAUUCAUCAUCGGCCAGUGUCUCCGUCAAACACAAAAACAGAGAGAGAGAGAGAGAGGGAGGGGGAGAGGGAAAGAGAGAUUCGGUGAAGGUCGAGAGCUUCUCUAUUUCCAGGUGUGAGAACAAUGGGUGCCGGUGGCCGAAUGGCUGUUCCCCCGACUUCAAAGAAGUCUGAAUCUGACAGUCUGAAGCGAGUUCCGCACUCAAAGCCCCCAUUCACUCUCAGCCAGAUCAAGAAAGCUAUCCCACCUCAUUGCUUUCAGCGAUCUGUACUCCACUCUUUCUCCUAUGUCGUAUAUGACCUCAUUAUAGCUUCUCUCUUCUAUUAUGCUGCUACGAAUUAUUUCCACUACCUUCCUCAACCUCUCACUUACCUGGCUUGGCCAAUUUAUGGGUUUGUCCAAGGUUGUGUCCUAACUGGCGUUUGGGUCAUAGCUCAUGAGUGUGGCCACCAUGCCUUCAGUGACUACCAAUGGCUUGAUGACAUUGUUGGCCUAAUCCUCCACUCCUUUCUUCUGGUACCUUAUUUCUCCUGGAAGUAUAGCCAUGGCCGCCAUCAUUCUAAUACAGGUUCCCUUGAGCGGGAUGAAGUCUUUGUCCCCAAGAAAAAAUCCAGCAUCGCAUGGUACUCCAAAUACCUUAACAAUCCACCAGGCCGAGUCCUGACACUUGCUGUCACACUCACUUUAGGCUGGCCUCUGUACCUAGCAUUUAACGUUUCAGGCAGGCCCUAUGAUCGGUUUGCAUGCCACUAUGACCCUCAUGGGCCUAUCUACUCCGAUCGUCAACGGCUCCAGAUCUACAUUUCUGAUGUUGGUGUUCUUGCUGUCUUCUAUGGGCUUUACCGUCUUGCCAUUGCAAAAGGGCUUACUUGGGUUCUGUGUGUUUACGGUGGACCUUUGUUGGUAGUGAAUGCGUUUUUGGUGUUGAUCACGUUUUUGCAGCACACUCACGCCUCAUUGCCCCAUUAUGAUUCCUCUGAGUGGGACUGGUUGAGAGGAGCGUUGGCGACUGUUGAUAGAGAUUAUGGAAUCUUGAAUAAGGUUUUCCACAACAUCACAGAUACUCAUGUGGCACAUCAUUUGUUCUCGACGAUGCCUCAUUAUCAUGCAAUGGAAGCUACAAAGGCGAUAAAGCCAAUUUUGGGAGAUUACUAUCAGUUUGAUGGGACGCCGUUUUAUAAGGCAAUGUAUAGGGAGGCCAAGGAAUGCAUUUAUGUUGAACCAGAUGAAGAUGGCCAGAGCAAAGGUGUCUUCUGGUACGGCAAUAAGCUGUGAUCGAUGAUUAGAACUGGCAAAAGUGCUGGUUGGUAAGUUUCAGAUUGUUGUUUGGAUAUUAAUAAUAGCUUUGCCUUUCCCAGUAAGUUAGGUUGUCUGCUUGCUUUGAAUUGGACCUCCAGUCUUGCUUGUGCUUUCCAGUAAUUUUGUUGUCUCCAUAUCAUGCUGGAAAUGGACACAAGCAUUAUUUGAUGUCUGGUUUAUGUUAUUUUGUCUGAAUAUGUUGGCUUCUUUCUUGAACAAUAAGCAGAGCCAGCACAUUUUAUUCUAUUUUGACACUCUUCUAUAAAGCUUUUGAUCUCUCUCUC
Molecule: messenger RNA, 1655 nt
Organism: Alnus glutinosa
Lineage: Eukaryota; Viridiplantae; Streptophyta; Magnoliopsida; Fagales; Betulaceae
Product: delta(12)-fatty-acid desaturase FAD2
Exons: 2
Coding region: 196-1347 (383 amino acids)
Biological process (GO): lipid metabolic process
Molecular function (GO): oxidoreductase activity, acting on paired donors, with oxidation of a pair of donors resulting in the reduction of molecular oxygen to two molecules of water
Source: RefSeq, a predicted model, not a curated record